UAUGAUAAAAACUACAUAAACUCCACUCAAUAAAGAAGAACAAAGACGCUUAAAUUAAAUAGUUUAAUAAUUACUAGACUCUAAUGACAGCGUAGAAUUUAGACAACCAGUGGAUUACAAAGCAUUAAAUUUACAUGAUUAUAUUACAAUUGUCAAAAAGCCGAUGGAUCUUGGCACUGUCUAAAGAAAAUUAAAUAGCAACACUUACAAAACAGUGGAAGAAUGCUUGGAUGAUAUUCAACUUAUUUGGGAUAAUUGCAAAUUGUAUAAUGGUUCAUAGAGCGUAAAUAUUAAUAAAAAUAAUCAAGUGGAUUACUAAAAUAGCAGAAAAAUUAGAGAGAUUAUUUAAGAAAAAUGUUAGAAACUAUUUACCUCUUGUAAAUCUACCACAAUUUGUGCCUAAAUAAAAAGAAGCAGGGGCAGGGGCUGAUGUAUUCUAGGAGGAACCCUAAGAUUAAGUGAGUUACAAUGACAAAGUUGAGUUUUCUAAUAAUCUAAAACAAUUGGCUCCUGAAUAAAUUGGACUUAUAGUUCAUAUGAUCUAGAAUACAUCUCCAAAUGCAUUCAUUGAGAUAGAAGGAGAAAAAUAUUAAAUCAUAGUAGACUACAUUGAAUAUGAAGCAUUUGUUAAAUGUUAAAAGUAAAUACAAACUUGGAUUGCAGGUGAUUCAAUCAACAAGAAAGUGAAAAUUUGAC
This is a messenger RNA of Paramecium pentaurelia, 696 nucleotides long. The record is from the annotation of a GenBank genome assembly. Lineage: Eukaryota; Ciliophora; Oligohymenophorea; Peniculida; Parameciidae.